AUGUCAAAACGCCCUUUAUCAUCUCACGGCGUUAGCCACAGUGAUCUGUCGAACCAAGCAGCCAAAAGACAGCAAACGCGGGAUCCAAGAGCUGCUCAGCUCUCGGAUGCAGAAUUCACGGCACUGAAGAGAUUGGCUGAUAAUGCUGAUGACAUUAUUUAUUCUCUACAGCAGUUGAAACAGUGCCGCAACAGCAUCAAUGAAAGGCACGGUCAAGACGCGGCACUGUUGGCCGCGAGACAAAAUUUUGCUGGGCUUAGCCAUAGCAUCGCGCCAGCGCUGCAGCUGAUUUCACAGACACAAAAUCCCCAUCUGAAGGCUGCCGAUAUCUCAAUUCCACCACCUCCUCAUGUAAAGAUUCCUUCUAUGGAUUGUGUUACACCUUGGCGCUCGAGUGAAAUAUCGCAACAGCUGCCACCACUACCAGCAGUGAAAGACAAAGCGCUUGAAAAGCUAGCCUUUACACACCCCGGAUUCGUUCCCGGCAGCAGCCCCGACAAGCAAUACGAAAGGCUGGAAUGGCUAGGAGACGCAUAUUUGGAACUUAUCGCAACUGCUCUCAUCGACAAGACAUUCUUGCAGCUUCCCUCUGGCCGUUGCUCCCAGAUCCGAGAGAGGCUCGUUCGAAACACGACCCUGGCAGGCUAUUUCCGAGAAUAUGGCUUGGAAUCACGGGCCAGACUACCAACAGAUGUACUCCAUCAAAGGAAGCCUGGGAGAGGCAGCUCCAAGGACAAAGAUUUGUUGAAAACACAGAGCGACAUGUUUGAGGCUUAUGUCGCAGCAGUCAUCAUCUCCGAUCCAGACCAUGGUAUCCGGACCUCGAUCGAGUGGUUGAAAGCGCUCUGGGGCCGGUCCGUCAUUGAAGACGUGCAGAGGGCAGAGCAGGGCGAGGCGCCGGCGACAAGGACGGAAAUCACGCCUCGGAAAAAGACUCCAAAGGAGGAGUUGAGCUCCAAGAUUACAGUCAAAGGAAUCACUAUUCGGUACGAGAAAAUGGAGUCGAAUAAGAGAGAUAGGCACCUUGGCCAAGAGCUAUUUACUGUUGCGGCCUACCUGGAUGGCUGGGGGGAGACGGGCAAGCUUUUGGCCGUGGGGUCUGCCCUGAGCAUCAGGGAGGCUGGCCAAAAAGCAGCUGCCGAGGUUCUGCAAAACAGAAAGCUGCUGAAGGUGUACGAAGACAAAAAGAAAACUUUUGUGGAAGCAAAAGGCGGUGCGGUCGAGCAUGGGCCUGGUCAAUUGCAGGAUGUAAUAUGUGCGAAUACCCUUUGGGAGUAG
Molecule: messenger RNA, 1278 nt
Organism: Cordyceps militaris CM01
Lineage: Eukaryota; Fungi; Ascomycota; Sordariomycetes; Hypocreales; Cordycipitaceae
Product: nucleolar RNAse III, putative
Exons: 1
Coding region: 1-1278 (425 amino acids)
Biological process (GO): regulation of gene expression; primary miRNA processing; rRNA processing
Cellular component (GO): nucleus
Molecular function (GO): ribonuclease III activity; double-stranded RNA binding
Source: RefSeq, a predicted model, not a curated record